Messenger RNA from Prorocentrum cordatum, 681 nucleotides. Lineage: Eukaryota; Dinophyceae; Prorocentrales; Prorocentraceae. The record is from the annotation of a GenBank genome assembly.
GAUUGUCUUCAUGAGCUCAGCAUUCGCCACACGCGAGCGAGCCUCGCAGCCCGAUGAUGGACCCCGCAGCUGCGGUGCAGGCCUGCGAGCGCGAGGUCGUCGCACUGCACGAGUUCUUCGUGGCGUGGUUUGCGGGGCGGCUGCAUGACGCCGCCUUCGACGAGUUCUUGCAGCGGUUCUCCGACGACUUCGAGAUGGUGACGCCAGACGGCACCAAGGUGGACAAGGCCAGGCUCGGCGGCAUGCGCGGCGCAAAAGGCUCGAACGGCGCGUGGCAGAUCCACAUCCACGUGCGGCUCAGCGCGGUGCCCCGCUCCGGCGGCAGGUACGUGACCGGCACCUACCUCGAGCUGCAGCAGGGCGCGGGGCACGGGAGCAGCGCCGGGGCCGACAGGUCGACGAACGGGCGCAUCUCGACGCCGCUGCUGGAGCUGGACGCGGGCGUGCGGCCGCACGGCGUGCGCUGGCUGCGACUGGCCGAGACCUGGCUGCCGGAGGAGCAGCUGGCAGCGUUCGAUUUUGGCGCGGCCGCGGCGGCGGCGGCGCGGGGCGGAGACGCCGCAGAGCAGGCGUCCGAGGCCUCCGAGCGCGCAUAGCUCUGCGGGCACCUCGGCGGACGAAGGUUGGCGCAAAAGCAGGCCCUCCGCCAUGGGGGGCGGAGGAACGGACACGACAGCCUCU